Cyclopterus lumpus (lumpfish) is the source of this 2757-nucleotide messenger RNA. Its product is annotated as apolipoprotein A-IV-like. Gene Ontology annotation, cellular component: chylomicron; high-density lipoprotein particle; extracellular region. Gene Ontology annotation, molecular function: phospholipid binding; cholesterol binding; phosphatidylcholine-sterol O-acyltransferase activator activity. Gene Ontology annotation, biological process: phospholipid efflux; positive regulation of lipid biosynthetic process; cholesterol homeostasis. Lineage: Eukaryota; Metazoa; Chordata; Actinopteri; Perciformes; Cyclopteridae. The transcript is spliced from 4 exons. The coding region runs from base 1801 to 2568 and encodes 255 amino acids. The record is from RefSeq and is a predicted model, not a curated record.
CCAGCUUUGAUCAGAUAUACAGUGAAUGUGUUACUGUUUCCAUGAGCUUGUUAUGUACCAGCGUACGUCACAGUGGCUCAUGAUUCUGGCAUGUGUCUAUUCUGUGUGUCAAUGUGGGCAAAGAUCUGCGGACUCAAACACCUUCAGCUUCUGGAGGACAAAGUCUGAUUGACACCAGACACGGUCCACUUCUUUGAAACCACUUUUAAAGAGCAGCAGAGUAUUGUUGUUUAGAAACGACCCUACACGGAGACUUGAAACUAGAACAUUUUAUUGAAAAUAUUUGAUACCUUUUUCCAUGAGAGUCUUUCUUUACUCUCUAUUAUACAAAUGUGUUUGAUAUUUAUUUUAGCUCCUCCUUCUUUUGGUAUUACAAUUAUAUUUCCAAUAUAGUUCUAAUAUGUAGUUUGGUAAAUGUAUUCCAAACUAUUUAUUCCAAUUAUUCCUCUCAGUAAUACUGUGUACAGGUUAACAGUUUGAAGGAUGAAGCAAAAAAGUUUUCAACAUGGACUUGUAAUAUUCUGCUUCGUCUCCUGCCCUCACGGUGCAUUUAGGUACACAGUUAAAUGCAUUAUACUGGGACCUCCAAAGCAGGGUUACCAUAAUCAGUAGUUACACAGACAGUGCUGUAAAGAUGAAUUUGCACACAUAGAUUUGCCAAAUUGAGUUACAUUGAGAAUCACAAUAAAAAAAAUAUCAUAAAUUGAGAGUAGGGCACCGUAAAUCACUUGGUAGCGAACAGCUGCAAAUCCGGAAACACCCCAAAAGUAGCUAAUUUAUACUAUUAAAGGAUGUGACUACAAGGCUUUCAGUGGGGGUGUCCCAGAAGACCCUUUCUUGUUUCUUGUUCCCCGCCACGAUGUUCAGGUUGUGUGCUGUACUUUCAAGGCUUCAGGUUUGAGUCCUGCACUUGUUGAGAGUUUUAAAACAAUCAGUUGAUGUAGUUUUUCAACAAACUUCAGUAUCUGACAUGCUGUCAUGUAUAAAAGAAUGUUUAUGUGAUGUGUUCAGUGACUUUGAAGCGUUCGAGAGCUGUGCUCCCACUCGUGGAGAAGCAAACAUGUCCAUGUCCUCUUGAGGGAAACGUUUGUGUUAUUUCAAUAGUGCAGAGUUUGAAAGUAAUUAACAUUCUGGAUGCUAACUUCUAUAUCGAUGCCACCUUAAAGUGCUCUUAAAAUGUUACUCUGAAAAAAAGUCUCACCAUCUGCCAUGACGGCCUGAACUGUAAACGUGUCAGUGAAACACAGGCAGCUGGAAUAUGUUGUACUAUACUAUAUUUGCUGAAUACUAAAAGUUGACAAUAUGUGUGAUUAAGUUUAGCCUUUUCAAAAAACAGUAGUGCCUUGUGCUAUUUUAUACACGUUGCUUAACCCUCAUACAAAGUCCACAAGUGUAAGCAUGCCACGGUUAUCUGGAGUUAUCUGCAGGCUGUUGACACUGGACUACAUGGGUAGUUAAUUGCUAUUUACUAAAUGCUUUCUAGAGAGGGGUCAGAGAAUAACUAGUGCAAUGCUUAUUGUGGUGUACGGUUUUAUUGUUAGAACAUUACCGAAAGCCAUGUGCGUUACACUGUAAAGAUUGUGUCAGUGUCUGCAUCCAGUCAUGUGAUAGUAGCCCUGAGAAGCACCAGAAGCAGGAAGAGAGCCAUUGUGACAACAUGGAAGGGACUCCUGGACUUUGGGCUCUUGACGACAAUUGCUGUGUGGCUUCAGUAUAUAUACAUGGAAGUGUGAGUCUGAGGCACCCACAAGCCUGCUUAACUCUGAGAGACAAACAAGACAAAAGCAGCAAGACGCAGUCAUGAAGGUGUUUGUUGUACUAGCUGUUGCCGUGCUGUCUGGCUGUCAUGCCAACCUCUUUCAUGCCGAUGCACCCAAGCCACAGCUGGAAGUGCUAACAGAUGCUUUCUGGGAUUACAUUGCCAAGGCCACCCAAACAGCUGAUGACACCCUCCAGAUGAUCAGGAAAUCACAGUUUGGACAGGAAGUCAAUGCCCGCCUGGCAGACAGCACUGACAUAGCCAGCAAGUAUGCAGUCACCCUGCAGGAGCAGCUUCCCCCUGCAGCCCAGGACCUGAUGACCAAGAUCACAGCAGAGGCCGAUGUGCUGAGAAAUGUGCUGACUCAGGAGCUGAGCACUGUCAGGGAAAAGCUGGAGCCCUACACCGAGGACAUGAAGACCCAGAUCCAGCAGAGAGUGGAGCAGCUCAAACAGGAGCUGGCCCCCUACGCAGACUCCGUGGACACUGAGGCCCUGAGGACCAUCCUGAUGCAGAAGAGUGAGGAGCUUAAGACCAACUUGGAGCAGAGUGUGAAGGAUCUGCAGGCUCAGCUGGGGCCUUACACCGAUGACCUGAAGCUGAAGGUGGACCAGCACCUGCAGGACUUUCAGGAUAGCGUGGCCCCCAUGACUGAGAAGGUCCAGGUUGAGCUGAGUCAGAGAGCUAAUGUGGUGAAACAGAUGGUAGCCCCCUAUGCUGAGGACCUGAGGGAUAAGCUGGACCCCUAUGCUCAGGACCUCCAGGCCCAGCUCAUGUCCCUCUAUCAAUCUUUUGUCAAAGGCAACUAAGUCAACCUCAACACCUGCUUUGUUUGUUUUCCCUUUGUUUAAAGCAUGAAAUAUCUGAGUUGUACUAUAAAUAACAUUAAACUAAUAUUUAUUACUAGGUGCAAAGCAAACCUCUGCACUCGUCAAACAUGUAAAUACUACUGUUUUGUGAACUUGGUGACUGUAAUGUACUUUUUGUAAUUUCUGUAA